Molecule: messenger RNA, 1263 nt
Organism: Medioppia subpectinata
Lineage: Eukaryota; Metazoa; Arthropoda; Arachnida; Sarcoptiformes; Oppiidae
Source: the annotation of a GenBank genome assembly
AUGUUAUGGAUAUUACCAGGAGCGUUUGUUGGCAAUAUACCGACCCCUGUGGCCAGUAACUUUGAUGGCCAACAGUUGGCUAUAAGAGGUGUAGUGGUCGUCACCAUUGACUUCAGGUCAUUAGUGUUUGGCUAUCUGUGCACCGAUAGGCCGGACGCACCCGGAAAUGUUGGUCAAUGGGAUCAGACGAUGGCAUUGAAUUGGACGCAACAAUAUAUCAGACAAUUUGGUGGAAAUCCUAAUGAUAUUACACUAUUUGGAGAGAGUUCCGGCAGUAUUUGCGUUAGCGCUAAUAUAUUAUCCAAAGUAUCUAAUGUUUAUUUUAAUAAAGCAAUUCUUGAAUCGGGUACAAUAUUUAGCAAUGAAAUUGGUUCAAGAUCAAUAAACACAGUGAUAGCUCAAAGAUUUGCCAAAUUCAUGGGCUGUAAUCCAAACAUGGAUUAUGUGGGAUGUCUUCGUAAUAAGUCUACGGCUGAAUUGAUUGGCGGACAAGUGUUGGCAAACCAGUGGAAUGUUGGCCAAGGAGUGGGAAUUCAACUAUUUAACGAUUUAUUCCCGUUUUCCAUUUGUUAUGGCGACCAAUAUUUUCCCACUAAUCCGUUGGCAUUACUAAAGGCACGCACUUUUCGUCCGGACCUAAAAGUGUUGUCCGGACAUAAUAUUAUUGAAGGAGCGUUUGUCGGACUCUCCAUUAAUUUAGUGGCAUUCGUAGGGGGACUGUAUGUGCCGACAGUGCCCUACGCCCUGACGUCCAAACAAAACGCUUACAAUAAUUUAAUGACAAUAUUUGCGAACAUGUCUUUCGCCGAUAGUGUGGCCAAAAGCUAUACUCAAACAUUUACGGAUUGGUAUAAUAUGCUUGACACAAAUGCUUUGCGGGCGACUGUUGUUCAAGCGCUAUCCGAUUAUAGAUACGUCUGUCCGACGGUAUUGUUUGGGCAAUAUUUGGCACAAUAUUCCCAAUUCUCUGUUAGUGUACACCAAUAUUACCUCCAAUACGCCAACAGUAAAUCGAUGUGUUAUGACAGCACGUGGUGUUAUGGGGCCGAACACACCGAUGAUGUACCGCCGGACGCUCCCGGAAAUGCCGGUCUCUGGGAUCAGGCGAUGGCAAUGAAUUGGACGCAACAAUAUAUCACACAUUUUGGCUUUAAUCCCAAUGAUAUUACAAUAUUUGGUGAGAGCGCCGGUGCUAUAUCUGUUAGCGCUCACAUAUUGUCUAAUGUGUCAAAUGGUUAUUUUAAAAAGUCUAUUAUACAAUCU